AUGUCUUGUCUCCGCUUCAACGUGCUGCUGUGCGAUCCUCUGGCGCUUCCCGGUUCUUUCAACGUGUCUGUUCCCACAUACCUUUCCUGUUACUUUACUGGACCAGUUCUAACGUUGAGACGUCUACGAUUCCCUGUGCAAGCGUCAAAUGUUUUUCCAAUCUCUGUCCGGGCGCUGCCCGGACACGGUCUGUGUGCAGGAGCGGGAGCCAGACGGGCGCGCGCGAGUGCGUGCGCCUACCGCUCUGCCUACAGCCCCCGCCGGCGCGCCCGCACCGCCAGGGGCUCCCAGCCUAGCACCAUGCCGGACGCCUGCCUGGGACCCGCGAGCAGCCCGCCCACGAACACACUGCGCCCGGCUCGCGCGCCGCGUCGCGCCGUCUCCUCCUCCUCCGCCGCGACCCACGCAAAAAAAGACCCUCUCAAACCCCCAAAAAGUUUCAGCACUCCGGAAAAAAGCGAGCACCAGAAACCCACACCCACGCCCACACACCAAGGCCACUCACACCACGUGACAGAGCAGUCACACGUCCGGCGUCCCCGUCCUGACCACGUGAUCUUACGUAUUGUUCUCUGUGCUUCUCUCGCAGCCCGCUCGCACAUGCCAGUGCGUAUACGGGCUACGGGUCCUACAGAGCGCGGUCGUUCCUGGGCGCGACAAGAAGGCGAAGGAAUAAGGCCACCGUUUGAUAUUCACGCGUCUGGUCGUGCUGGCAGCGCCUCGUCUCUCAAGCGAGCGAUUGUUGACUCCAAUUCUGUUGGCCUUCUCCAAAGACUCACUAGUGUUGAAGGCAGGCAGGACCCAAAAGCGUUGCAUUAG
Messenger RNA from Lachancea thermotolerans CBS 6340, 819 nucleotides. RefSeq names its product KLTH0C05896p. Lineage: Eukaryota; Fungi; Ascomycota; Saccharomycetes; Saccharomycetales; Saccharomycetaceae. The record is from RefSeq and is a predicted model, not a curated record. The transcript has a single exon. Bases 1 to 819 code for a protein of 272 amino acids.